AUGACUCCAAAACCAGAAAGUUCAGACGAGCAUGAUUUGCAGGAUACAACUGUAGCAGCAGCAGCAGCGGAAACAGCAGCGUCCUCUUCAGGCAUCAAAAACUUUGGCAACGAAGACAUGUUCUCUCUCGAUGAAUGGGAGACUUCAGAUUUCAUAUCAGAGAACGACUUUGAUAUGAUUGAUAUGCUCUCAGCAGCUCUAGAUCAAGUAACAAAUCAAUUAGAAGACAAGCAACGCGAGUUUAUCACAAAGUCAUCAGAAUGGACCAACAAGACAAGAGACAGCAUCAAAACGCAAACAAAAAAACUAGAGGACCAGAGAUCCCGCAUCCAAGAACUGUUGAUGAGACAGUACCAUAAGAUCGAUAAACGUAUGAACCGCGAUGCCAAAACAGUGCAACUGAGGGAUAAGGUCUCCUUUGUGGUGGGCGUCGGCAACGCCUGUGUUGCACCCGCACUCGCCUUGCGAUACCCCAGUUUGAUACCGUCGUAUUACAGCUCUCAGCUCAUCGUCUUGCUAAUACUACGUUAUGUGAUUUAUCGAUCCAAGCGAUGGCACUACUUUAUCUUUGACAUUUGCUACUUUGUGAAUGCAAUGACCAUGCUGUUCCUGUGGGCCUAUCCAACUUCAAAGCUGUUAUUUGUGGCCUCUUUCUGUAUGACAAACGGGCCUGUGGCAUGGGCCAUCAUCACAUGGAGAAACUCGCUGGUAUUUCACUCGCUGGAUAAGGUCACAUCUGUGUUCAUUCACAUAUUCCCUCCUUUGGUCAUGUACUGCAUUCGAUGGAUGCCCGAGCUACAACGAGACAUUUACUGCGACAAUACACCCUUUGUCACAUCGUACCGCAAUCAACGGUUCCCUGCAUUGGACAACAUGGAACUACCCAGCUUCAAGGAUGUCAUGAUCUACUCUACGUUGGCGUACGGUAUUUGGCAAUCACUUUACUAUUUGUUCAUCAUGGUUGGAAGACGAGACAAGGUCGAAUCUGGAUUGAGAUUAACAUCGUAUUCGUGGCUAUUGGAUGAUACACAUGGCAAAAAGGGAUUCAUUCAAAAGAUGGCCUUCAUGUUUGGCCCCAAGUGGAAGUCAGAGAUGUUUAUGUUUUUGCAACUGGUGUACAACAUUGCAACAUCGAUUCCUACUUUCUUUCUGUUCAAGUAUUUUUGGCUGCACACAACAUUUCUGAUUGUCAUGUUUGCGGUGAGUGUAUGGAACGGUGCCAAUUACUACAUUGAAGUGUUCUCUAGAAGAUACAUUUCCGAGAUUGAAAGCAUCAAGGAAGAGGAUGAAAAGCUAAAGGCAAAAUAA
This is a messenger RNA of Mucor velutinosus, 1308 nucleotides long. RefSeq lists its product as uncharacterized. The record is from RefSeq and is a predicted model, not a curated record. Bases 1 to 1308 code for a protein of 435 amino acids. Gene Ontology annotation, biological process: phosphatidylcholine biosynthetic process. NCBI's taxonomy places the organism in Eukaryota, Fungi, Mucoromycota, Mucoromycetes, Mucorales, Mucoraceae. The transcript has a single exon.